GAAUUUCCCCAGUCGUAUGUGGCAAAUACCACCUUCCCACUUGGUUUUGAACGCAGGAUAAAUAAGCAAAUCCAUUCUGGCCAGAGCUUCGACAUUCAAGUUGAUGUUUGUUCGGAUCCAGAAAGUCAUAACAAAACCAGUCAUUCAUUAUUUUACACAACUUUUCUUAUUACGGAAUCUCUGAACAGUCACUUCUAAAAAUGUCUUUCCAGUACCCACAUGCUUACCGUGACGAGGCAGUUGCAGAUGACUACCAUGGUAACAAGAUUCCUGACCCGUACAGUUGGCUGGAGGACCCAGACAGCGAGAAGACGCAGGCUUUUGUCAAUGCUCAGAACCAGCUGACGCUGCCCUACCUGGACCGCUGUGAGGUGCGGGACCUGUUCAAGGAGCGCAUGACGGAGCUCUAUGACUACCCCAAAUACAGCUGCCCCUUCAAGAGGGGGAGCAGGUAUUUCCAUUUCUACAACACGGGCCUCCAGAACCAGAGUGUAAUGUAUGUUCAGGAGAGUCUAGAGGCAGAGCCCACGGUCUUCCUGGACCCAAACACCUUCUCUGAGGACGGGACUGUCGCUUUACGAGGUUAUGCUUUCUCAGAGGACGGCGAGUACCUGGCAUAUGGCACCAGCGCCAGUGGCUCUGAUUGGGUGGAGAUGCACUUCCUGCGGGUGGAGGGGGCUGUGGCCCUAAAUGACCGGCUGGAGAGGGUGAAGUUCAGCUGCAUGUCCUGGACCCAUGACGGCAAGGGCCUCUUCUACAACUCCUACCCCAAGCAGGAGGGCAAAAGUGACGGCACUGAGACGUCCACAAACCUGCACCAGAAGCUCUACUUCCAUGUGUUGGGGACCCCCCAGUCUCAGGACUGCCUGUGUGCCGAGUUCCCCGACCACCCUAAGUGGAUGAGUGGGGUCGAGGUGUCAGAUGACGGGCGCUACGUACUGCUGUCCAUCAGGAAGGGCUGUGACCCGGUCAACCGGCUGUGGUACUGUGACCUUCAAACCACUCUUCAGGGUAUCACAGGCCUGUUGCCGUGGGUGAAGCUGAUAGACAACUUUGAUGCGGAGUACGAGUAUGUGACCAACGAGGGCACAGUGUUCACCUUCAAGACCAACCUGGUGGCCCCGCGUUACCGUCUCAUCAACAUCGAUUUUGCCCAGCCCGCCCAGGCCAACUGGAAGGAGCUCAUCCCCCAGCACGACAAGGACGUCAUCGUGUUUGCCACCUGUACCUACAACAGCCUCCUCUUUGUGUGUUUCCUGCACGACGUGAAGAAUGUGCUGAAGAUGUACCGUCUGAGCUCGGGGGAGGAGCUCAGGACCUUCUCUCUGGACGUGGGCUCUGUGGUGGGCUUCACCGGACGCAAGAGAGACUCUGAGAUCUUCUACUACUUCACCUCCUUUCUGUCGCCAGCCAUCAUCUACCACUGUGACCUGACCAAGGAGCCCCUGCAACCCCACGUGUUCCGCGAGGUCACCGUCAAAGGCUUUGACCCCUCCGACUACCAAACCACUCAGGUAUUCUACCCCAGUAAGGACGGCACAGAGAUCCCCAUGUUCAUCGUCCAUAAGAAGGGCCUGAAGCUGGACGGCUCUCACCCUGCCUUCCUCUACGGCUAUGGAGGGUUCAACAUCUCAAUCACUCCCAGCUACAGUGUAUCACGCCUGAUCUUUGUCCGACACAUGGGAGGAGUCCUGGCUGUGGCCAACAUCAGAGGAGGGGGGGAGUACGGAGAGACCUGGCACAAAGCGGGCAUGCUGGCCAAAAAGCAAAACUGCUUCACAGACUUCCAGUGUGCAGCAGAGUACCUCAUCAAGGAGGGCUACUCGUCCCCCUCCAAACUCACCAUCAACGGAGGGUCCAACGGGGGCCUGCUCGUGGCAGCGUGUGUGAACCAGCGGCCAGAGCUGUUCGGCUGUGCCGUGGCCCAGGUGGGCGUCAUGGACAUGCUCAAGUUCCACAAGUUCACCAUCGGCCACGCCUGGACCACUGACUUCGGCUGCUGUGAGGUCAAGGAGCAGUUUGACUGGCUCAUCAAGUACUCCCCGCUCCACAACAUACGCGUGCCCGAGGGUGAGGGUGUCCAGUACCCCGCUGUCCUCCUCCUCACGGGUGACCACGAUGACCGCGUGGUCCCCCUACACUCCCUGAAGUACAUCGCCACACUGCAGCACGUGGUGGGCCGCUGGUCGGGUCAGAGCAAUCCACUGUUCAUCCACGUGGACACAAAGUCGGGCCACGGCGCCGGAAAGCCCACCAGAAAGGUCAUCCAGGAGGUGGCCGACACGUACGCCUUCAUCGCCCGCUGCCUCAGCCUCUCCUGGGUCAAAUGAAGAGGGGGGGGGGGGGGGGGUUCCCUGGAAGUCUGUUUCUAGGGGAAGUGUCUCUAUCGGUGUCUUUUGAAGUUUCUUACUCGUUCUCGUUAUUAUUUUUUUAAUGAUCGCUAAUCUUUUUGUUCAGCUGUUCUCCUUCUCUCCUCAUCAUCACUACUGAUUUGUUCCUGAGCAGUGAUCAAUCUCUUCCUACCCGGUUGUCUGGCCUGUAUUAAUUGUCCCCGGUCUCCACUCCUCACCUCUCUUUCAAGCGAUUCACUAUGUAUAUCUAGAAGAAGAAAAACACAUCUCUGAAUAAGCUUUGUUGUACAAUUAGAGGUCAAAUCCACUGCAUUUAAAACCGUCAAAUAAUUAAAUGAAUUUAGAGUUUGUGUAAUUCUACCGAGGCUGAAUAUAUUCCUUCCAUAACCAUACGACCCACUAAACAUUAUUUCAUCAAAAUAGUUGUACCUGCUUUAUUUUCUUCUAUAAUCACUGAUCUGGCUUUCAGGUCUGUCUAUAAAAAUGAACUUUUUAUUACAAAUGUAACCAGAACCAUGCAUAAUGCACAUUCACUAAUAAUGUAGCAGGUAUUCUAGAAAAUGAACACCGGUCUCAAGCACAAGGCCACGUGCUAGUUAGUGCCCAGCUAAUAUUUAUAUUUCUAGUUCAGCGAACUUGGAUCUAGUUAUAAUUUCACUAGCUCUGGAUUCAGCUAACAAGGAGAACAGGUGAAUUGUUAUGAACACACCCUUCUGUCCCUCUCCAACUGUUUGAACAGCAUGCUAGCCUGUCCACUUUGUUCAGAUGUUGGAAUCAAGUGGCCUACUUUAUCUCUGAAUGAGAACGACAUGACAAUUCCUUCGUUUUAUGCUUAUUGCACAUUUAUAAAAGACUAGACAGCUGGUGUAAGUCUUUAUUUGACUAAAAUACUGCUAGUGAUACGUGGUACCAUAAUGCGCUUGUGACAAACUGAGCAUUUUCCAGGUGAAGGUUCCUUGGUAAAUUUGCUUUAGUAGUGUCUGCUCUGCUCAAAAUCUGAGGAGUUGAAACAUAAACAGGGUUUCAUUAGAAAGGUUCAUUUCUCUAUUACAGUAUAAUAAUUUCUCCAUGUGUUGUGGUGUCCAUAUGAUCCAUUCUGUUGGACCAAACCUCAAAUGCAAAUCGAGAGUUGAAACCGUUUGUCAGUGAUGAAGUGGUGAUCUCAUCUUUGUUGUUGUGUGUGUGGUAGGGGCUUGGGAGAAAGAGGCGAAGCGAGAGGUGUCACUCCAAUCUCCAAGCCCUAUGUGCUUAUUUUGAACUUAAGCUUGUCACCUGCCUUCCCGCCUUUGGGACAACGACUCCCAUUGUUAAGGUGGAAACAUGAGCAUCUAGUCAUUAUAUACUGAUGUCUGGUGUAAAUGUACACAGCACAGAAGGAGUGAAUGAGACUAAGAGGACAUAAACGCUCAUAAAAACAAAGAAUACGACAAAAACUUGGACCAGCCACAGGACUUACCCCCCUGUCUCCACCCCUCACCUCUCUGGCCCCAGACUCCUCCACCCCUCACCUCUCUGGCCCCAGACUCCUCCACCCCUCACCUCUCUGGCCCCAGACUCCUCCACCCCUCACCUCUCUGGCCCCAGACUCCUCCACCCCUCACCUCUCUGGCCCCAGACUCCUCCACCCCUCACCUCUGGCCCCAGACUCCCCUACCAAACCACAGGACUUACCCCUGUCUCCACCCCUCACCUCUCUGGCCCCAGACUCCCCUACCAGUCACAGGACUUACCCCCUGUCUCCACCCCUCACCUCUCUGGCCCCAGACUCCCCUACCAGCCACAGGACUUACCCCCUGUCUCCACCCCUCACCUCUCUGGCCCCAGACUCCCCUACCAACCACAGGACUUACCCCCUGUCUCCACCCCUCACCUCUCUGGCCCCAGACUCCCCUACCAGCCACAGGACUUACCCCCUGUCUCCACCCCUCACCUCUCUGGCCCCCUGUCUCCACCCCUCACCUCUCUGGCCCCAGACUCCCCUACCAACCACAGGACUUACCCCCUGUCUCCACCCCUCACCUCUCUGGCCCCCUGUCUCCACCCCUCACCUCUCUGGCCCCAGACUCCCCUACCAACCACAGGACUUGCACCCCCCAUGAGCCAACCACAGGACUUACCCCCUGUCUCCACCCCUCACCUCUCUGGCCCCAGACUCCCCUACCAGCCACAGGACUUACCCCCUGUCUCCACCCCUCACCUCUCUGGCCCCAGACUCCCCUACCAAACCUCCCUCUCGUCGCCCAUGAGCCAGCCACAGGACUUACCCCUGUCUCCACCCCUCACCUCUGGCCCCACACUCCCCCACCAACCCCAGGACUUGCACCCCCCCAUGAGCCAGCCACAGGACUCAGCUCUUCCUCAUGAGUCAUUCUCCUGUAUUGUCUCUAAUAGGUCAAACCUGGUUAAAGUGUUAGUUCAAUGUUGAGAGAUGGGUGAUACUUGGUUGGACUUAACUUGAACUGUAUAGUUUUAUCAGCCUAGAGGUCAAGGAUCAAGUCUGCAAAGGUCCUCAGUCGGGGAACAUGAAAUGAAAUGGCACCCAAUUGGUGCUCCCCCUACCACCACAAACACAGACAAUUGUAUGUGUUUAUCUAUUGGAAAGCUGUUUGUCAGUAGGUUAUUGAUUUCAGCACUCUUCAGUGUUAGCGUGAAUGAUGAUAGGUUUAGGUCAUUUUGUUUUGUGUUCAGGACUAAUGCAGAGUGUGUGUGUGACUGAUAUUAAUUUCUACCUCUUGGCAUGCUGAUUGUUAGUUUACCUAAUAAAGGGACAUAAACAACAACAAUGUACUACAAUGCCACAACUUCAAUAAACCGUUUUUUUGAACAGUGA
Oncorhynchus gorbuscha (pink salmon) is the source of this 5181-nucleotide messenger RNA. Its product is annotated as prolyl endopeptidase. Gene Ontology annotation, biological process: proteolysis. The record is from RefSeq and is a predicted model, not a curated record. The transcript is spliced from 15 exons. Gene Ontology annotation, cellular component: cytosol. Bases 201 to 2330 code for a protein of 709 amino acids. Gene Ontology annotation, molecular function: serine-type endopeptidase activity; oligopeptidase activity. Lineage: Eukaryota; Metazoa; Chordata; Actinopteri; Salmoniformes; Salmonidae.